Sus scrofa (pig) is the source of this 10684-nucleotide messenger RNA. RefSeq names its product transmembrane protein 178B (gene TMEM178B). The record is from RefSeq and is a predicted model, not a curated record. Gene Ontology annotation, cellular component: membrane. NCBI's taxonomy places the organism in Eukaryota, Metazoa, Chordata, Mammalia, Artiodactyla, Suidae.
GGGGGCGCCGCCGCGCGAGUCCCCCUUCUGCCCCCCUCCCCUCCUUGGCUCGGCCGCCCGCCGCUUUGUUCCGGGCGCGCAGAGGGAAGGCGAGUCUGCGGCGGAUCAUGCCCAUGGUGUAGCCGCGAAGCGGAGGCAUGGCUGCCGGAAGGUUACUGCUCUACACCGGUCUCUCGCUUGCGCUCUGCGCCCUCGGCAUGCUGGCCGUGGCCAUCUGCUCAGACCACUGGUACGAGACGGACGCCAGGAAGCACAGGGACAGGUGCAAGGCCUUCAACACCCGCCGGGUAGACCCUGGCUUCAUUUACAACAACAACAACAACUUGCCGCUCCGGGCCAGCCGGUCGCGCCUGGACCGCUGGGAGGGCAAACUCCUGCGAGCCCGGAAUCGCCGGCAGCUCUUCGCCAUGAGCCCAGCGGACGAGUGCAGCCGACAGUACAACUCCACCAACAUGGGCCUCUGGAGGAAGUGCCACCGGCACGGCUUCGACCCCGAGAUCGCGGCCCUUAUUCGGAAAGGAGAGAUCGAGCGAUGCACCUACAUCAAGUAUCACUACUCCUCAGCCACCAUCCCCAGGAACCUCACCUACAACAUCACCAAGACCAUCCGCCAGGACGAGUGGCACGCCCUGCACCUGCGCAGGAUGACGGCUGGCUUCAUGGGCAUGGCAGUGGCCAUCAUCCUCUUCGGCUGGAUCAUCGGUGUGCUGGGCUGCUGCUGGGACCGAGGCCUUAUGCAGUACGUGGCAGGGCUUCUCUUUCUCAUGGGAGGAACCUUCUGCAUCAUUUCACUGUGCACCUGUGUGGCCGGGAUCAACUUUGAGCUGUCACGCUACCCACGCUACCUGUAUGGACUCCCCGACGACAUCAGCCAUGGCUACGGAUGGUCCAUGUUCUGUGCGUGGGGGGGCCUGGGCCUCACGCUAAUCUCGGGGUUCUUCUGUACCUUGGCCCCUUCUGUCCAACCUGUCCCGAGGACCAACUGCCCCAAAUCCAGACCCGAGAAUGGGACAGUGUGCUAAAAAACAAACCCAUACACACACACACACGCACACGCACACACACACACACAUAUAUAUAUAUAUAAAUAUAUAUAUAAUAUACAUAUAUACAACAAAACUCAAUCAAGAGGAUGCAAGUGCUGAGGCAGAGCUGAGUUGCUCAGGCACCCGCAUCUCGUCGGACUUUAUGUCGCCUCAUCACCAAGAUGGGGAACGCGUUCCCAUCAUGUGGCUCUUCCAUCAAUUCUUAACUUUUGGCUCCAUGGUUUCUUGAAGACAGAGUGACCUUCACCACUCAAGACAGCAUCCUGAUUUCUGCCACUUUCGAGGAUGGGGUGGUGGGCUGGGAAGGGACGGUGCCUGUGGUCCGAAGCGGCACAGGUGUAGAGAUGGAAGUGCCCUUUGCUGGGCCAGCCAGAGGGGCACCACCCCAACACCAAUCAUAUCACAGAGAAACAGCACCCUUAGUUCCUAGAGUGUAACCAGAUCUUUGAGGCCAUCUCCAGAAACACUUCUUUUCCUGCUCUUUCUGCUCUGAUUUCCUUCCUGCCCCACCAGCGACACACAAGAAGAAGAAGAGGAAACACACCAGGAAGUUUUCUCUUUGCUGCCAAACUUUUGGACCAAGUUUCAGAGGUGGGAAGUGGGAGAGCACAACGUGUUGAGAGGCAAGACCCGCAUCAAUAAAAGGACACUUCCGUGGAUGCUCAGAAAACCCAGUCUUACCUUCCAGCUGCCUUACACCCAGUUAAACAAGCGAACGCCCUGCCCCAAGCCCCACCUGCAUUCCCUGGGCAGACGAGAGCCUUGAAGUAACGCUGUGAUGUGCGUGCGUGCGUGCGUGUGUGUGUGUGUGUGUAUACUCAACUAUAGCACGUGAUUUCCCUUUUUUCUUCUUUUCACCUUUGAAAAUGGAAAUACUGCAUUAUGACUGUUGUCUAUCAUUUGUGGUGGUUUCAUGGCCCUGGAUGGAGGCCCCAACCAAGAAGCAUCAUGAGGGGAAGGCCUCCAGGGGUACCAUUUCUGCAGUUUCAGAUCCCUGGAGUAUGUGCGUGUGUGUGUGUAUGUGUGUGUGUGUGUGUGAUGGAUGUGUUCUGAGUGUGGGGUGUUAUCAUUUGCGUUACAUUUUUCUGUUAUUUUUAGUGCAGCUGAAAUUCCCAAAGGGCAGAACCAAGAACCAAACCACGGGGCAGAGGACCCUGUGGUUCUUCACAUGCCAGUUCUGGGAUGCCACGGGAUUUAGUCCCCUGAGUUUGAAAGUUCAAGACGCAGCUGGGUGCACAUGCCAUGAGCGAAGAGGGGGAACACGGUUCGAGAGGGAGAAGGAAAGCCGCCUCUGUUGCUGUUGGAAAGUACGAACACCAAACAAGACCUUUUACUGCCCAUCACGGAAGCCGUCCUUUGUCCCUGGACCUCCACCCCUUUCCUGGGGUGCCCUCUGUACAGAUGAAAGAAAGCGUGGGUCACAUGCAGAGAGAGGGCCGCCAUGUCCCGUGGGCUCCAAUCUGUAUGAUAUUGAGUCCAUUCACGGAGAACUCUUGACUCUUUCCAUCUUCUUCCUUUUCCUCUUGAUAUUCAAGGCCAUGAAUCUCGAAAUAGCCAUCUUGGUGGCUAGCACCCAAACAGAGGUGGCAUUGGCCAGGCCAGUACCUCCGGCUCUGUGGAGCACGUUGGCACCGCAGGUGCUGGUGAGCUGUGAAGUCAGCCAGAGGGUUUUGCAAGCCGUAGGGACAGGAGUCUGCCAGAAGGAGUGGGCAGGAGCAGCUGGCCAUCACCUCAGUGACCCUGCAGGGGCCAAGCAGCCCUGGGGAGGCAAAGAGAAUUCCUGAGUUGUCCAGCUAUGGAUCAACUGGUGUGGCCGAGAAUUCAGUUGCUUUAUCACUGAAAUGUGCUCUGGGGACUUUACCACCACUCAGCAGCCUUCCUUCCCAGCGGUGCCGUCUGUUUCUUUUCCUGUCUUGUGCCCUGUCUUCCCACCAGUCCUCACCUUUUCUCACCCACAAGCCAUUUUCCUCUCCCUCUUCCAUCCACCAGGCUCCAAGUCCUGCCCCUCUCCUCAUCUGCUCUUUUUGGCUCUGUGUGUGUGUGUGUGAGAGAGAGAGAGAUUCACAUCCAGAUAGGACAUCUGAUGUGCGUGGAUGGGUGUGAGUGUGGGUCUCUGUAUGUGUGUAUCUCUCGGGUGCAUUUUGUGUACACUUGAGUCAAUAAGUACCUGGAUGCAGGCAUGCGUGUACUAUUCAAGACUUCCUUGCUAGCAACACGGGUCAGCUUCUGCAACACAUCAUGCGUGAGAGUGCCCGGUGGGUGUGUGGGUGUGCUGGGAGACCAAGGGGGAGGAAAUGCGGUGAGCUCCUAAUUGCACGUCUAAGGAUUAGUUUUCAAACAAAGGAUUUAUUUUAUGAGAAGGGAGGUCAUUUUCAGAAAAACCCGGUGUUUUGAUUGUAUAGGGGAUUUUUUUUUUUUUUUUAAGAAUUUUCUUUGAAAAGUUUGAUUUUCCCCUUCAGGGGAUGGGCAUACUUGGGUUCCAGAAAAAAUCAGGAGAAGUAUCUCAGAUUGAGAGGCCAGUGUCUUCCUUCCAAGCGUCUUGACCGGGCUCUGCCUUGCCGGGAGAAUUGGGUAUCCACGGGGUGGGGGAGGGCAUGUCUGUGACCAGAUCCAAAUUUUAGCUGUUUCCCAGUUACAGGCAAAUGAGGAAAGAAACUCCAAAUGGGGCAAUUUGCUAUCAGUCAUUUAAACUCGUCUUAAGGAACUUUUCUUAAGGAACCAGUACUGCUCACCAACGUAUGAUACAUACCCUCUUUUAAAAUCCCGUGCUUGCUAUAAAUAGAUCAUACGCUGUCUCCAGUCUAAAUCAUAGACCUUGAACACAGCCUGUCGCAUCCCUUUGAAAUGUCCCUGAAAUGUUAGGAGGACUCCUAGGAAAGAAGUAAACCGCUUGGACUCACCUCACUAUUGUCAGAUCAAGAGCUUGGAGUUUUGUCUUGUUAGUGGGAUCAGGAAGGCGCGCAUGCGUGCACGCACGCACACAGACACGCACCCUGGGUCCGAGACUGCUCCGGGCAAUAAAAGCCCAGCCGCACGGUCGAGGUGGAAGCUCUGUGCAGAUGGCAAGCCCUGGCUGGUGGGAAAACUGCUCUGGUGGCCUUGAUCCCUCCAGCGUCGGGAGGGGCUUGACCCCAGAUGGAGACAUGCCCUCCAAGCUGUUACUGAAGCCUUUCGUGCUGUCACGGCUGAGGAAGAAGAGAAGGAAGGAGACUCAACCUGCGAGACCCUUGAGAUCAGACUCUGCUAACCCCAGACCAGAAUAGAGCCCAAACUUCUGAUGGGAUUUAGGGUCAGCAGCCUCACCCACCAGCCCCCAGCCCCCACCCCAGGUCAAAUUCAAAUACAGGUGUGCAGGCAAGGUCUCUGAGCAUGUUUGUGUUUUGAGCUCCAUGCAAGUGGACCUUGAACAAAGGGCCUAUUUCAGCAUUUAUUUCCUUCCUUGCCCUGUGACCCUCAGGAUUCAGGAGAGUGGGGUGUCUGCCUGGAAAAAGGUCCUGUUUCUUUCUCUCCCCAUUUUGGGGGUUUGGGUUUCCUCUUCUACUUUCCGUGGCGUUCUCGCCACUCACUUUUACUUUCCCUCUACAUCAACUUUGGUCAAUUAAAGUAGUUAGUUAAGGAAUUUGUCUUUUGAUAGGCUCAGACACUACAAGCAGCCCCCUUCCUUGUCAGUUGAGGCUCUAGGGUUCAUGAAGAGUUCUGUGACUCCUUGGCAUUAAAGUGUAAAAACAUGUCAAAUGUGCCUGUUCCAGCUUCAAAAGUAUAAGCCCCAGCCUUUCAACAAUUACACCCUUUCAAUUUCAGGGAUCAUGAUGUCACAAAGACUCAAGGACUCCAAUGAAAACAAAGACUUCCUUGAUCACAGGUCCAUAUACAGAGCCCUGGGCCCUGGUGUCAUUUGGGGAUACUCUCCUAUUGGGAGUGAGUGGUUCCAGCAACCUUGCCUUUCCUUUGAUAAGAGAAGAAGAGACUGUGAGUCUGAACCCUACAUCUUAAUUUCCAUCCACAGUCUAAAAUGAAAGAACGCUGUGUAGGUGUCCUGAUUGAGUGGCAGGAUGUGGCACUUUGGUCUCCAAAGCUGCCCACCUGAGUCAGAUUCAGAAUAAUGAUGUCAAGUACAUCCCCCAGAGGCAUUGCGAAUGGCCUCUGUCUUCACCUGGCUUAUUCUGAGAGUGUGCAAUAACUGAUUUUCAAGUAUCUAAGGGGAAGGAGUGGGAAGAAAUACACUGUGGUCAUCUUUGGUGUGAUGUGUGUGGGAUGUUUGGUUGAUUCUUGCAGCUAAAGGGAAGCUACUUUUCUGAAAACGUUCCCUCUGCUCUAGGGACCUGCCUUUCUACUGGACACAUCCAGCCCCUUCAGUGGAAAUUUGAUGAGUCAUUGAGUGAUUUCACCACAAAUAAAAAUAGUUGGUGCAUAACAGCCGGGUUGGCUUCUGUGCUGUCUUCCAGCUGUUAUGCAGUAGAGAAAGGGGACAGAUUUUUAAACAAGCCCACCUGAGUUGAUGGACAUAAAAUUUGGGUGUCUCUCAACCCGGUCACCUUCAUGGGCUGUAUUUGCCCUCUUUCCAUUGAUGCUUCCAUGGUGCAAAAUGUUUCUUAAACAUUGUUGUUCUUCAUUCUUAGACUCCUUUAUUAUUGGCUAUUUGAUUUUUUUUUUCCUGAGUAAUACAUGCUCACUGUAGAAAAUUAUAAAGAUAAAAUACAAAAGGAAGAAACCCUAGAAGACUGUUCAAAAUGCCAUUGCUCUGAGGCAUCAUAGUGAUCAUGGCCCCAACACUUGUCUGAUCAGUCAUUGUCUCUGGGUUGGUAGUGGGGCCAGGGGUGCAGCCCAUGACCAUAGAACUACAUUUGUCUAUGUAGGGUUCACAGCAGCAGGAGCACAGAGCUCUGAACCCCCAGAGGUAGCAAAGAGGCCUUUGAGGAGGCUCAAUGCCAGAGCUUAGGGGCAGGGUGGAACAGAGCUAAAAGAUUCCCACUUUGGGAUUUCUUUCCUAUUUCUUCUUUUUUGACUUUCUUUCUUUCUUUCUUUCUUUCUUUCUUUCUUUCUUUCUUUCUUUCUUUCUUUCUUUCUUUCUUUCUUUCUUUCUUUCCUUCCUUCUUUCUUUCUGUUUGAGUGCCAUGGCAAUCUAAUUAUAAGUGUAGGCUCAAUGAAGCCAGAGUAACUCACUAAUUAAGCUACACUUUUACAAUGCAACUACUGUAAAUCUCAUUUCAGCUCUGCACUAAAAUGAUUUCUGACUCUGGGCACUGUGUAUUCUCCAUACUUGAACUUCCUCAUCCACAAAAUGAGGACAGUUAUAACACUUUACCUCAUGGUAUAUUAAGGGUGACAAAGAAAUUGCAAAGUAAUUUGCAAACAUGAAGUGUCAUAUAAGUGUAUCUUAUGCACUGUUCAAAUUAUCCUGCAGCAGCCGAGCCCCCACUGAAUGGAAUUCUUCCAUGUAGUUUCUGAGCCUCACUGUUGGAAGGAUGAUCUAGAAUAAGAGGACAUCUUGGCCACUGAACAGGACUGUACUAUCCAACUAAAACACGUGGGUUUUAUUCAGGUUCCUCAGAGAGCUGACUCCUUAAUUUACCCAUUCUCAGGCUUCCUUCCUUUCAUCCAAAGCCAGUUUUGCAAAGAGCACUCUUAAUCCCUCUUUAUUAGUCCAAAAAGUGAUGGAAUAAGUAAACCAUAUGUGGCAAAUAGGAUAUGUGAGCUAAAAGGGGUAACAGUUAACCAAGGCCCAUAGUCAAUGCCUUAUUUAUUUAUUUAUUUAUUUAUUUAUUUAUUUAUUUCCAUCCUCCUAACAUUAUUUCUGGCUGUCCAUGCCCCAAGUGAUGGGUGCAAAUCAGACUCUAGAACAUUCUAAUGGUCUUCGACGUUUAAGAUGGGAACAAGUUUCAAGGAACUGGGAUCUUCUUUCUCCUGAUGAGUUGGUGAAGCAUAUGGCUUCAUGCAAAGCAUAUGGAUUCUUACAGGAAGUUUUUUGGAUAGUGAUUCACUGGGAAAUGUUCUGGGAAUGAUCCUGUGUGGGGAAAAAACUGAAUGCUAGGUUCUAAGCAAGAGAAGAAUGCACUUCCCAAAGGGUCUGCUCACCUUCUGCUUUGCAGGGGAUGUGCUUACAGUGAUAUGGUGAGACCUUUGAGGGAAAGCCAAGUCACUGCUUGGAUGAUAGAGUUGGGAGCCCAGACAGGAAUGGAGGAGCCACCCAACCACAGGGGUGUUUGUUCAAUACUGAGAUACAGAAAAAUGGGUGUAAGCAGAGGGGGUUGCACAGCCAUGAUGUAAACCGGGCAUGGCUUUGACAGAUACCGACCUCAGCAAUUGCAACUCCUUCUAUUCACUUCCAAGGACUGGCUGUGGCUCCUGGCGGAACUCUGUGUCCCUCUGUCCUCUCCUGGCAACACGUUUCCCUUCCUUUCUGGGUCACCCGUAGACCCUUUCUAGCCUGAAUGUAUCAGUGCGUCUGUGUUGUUGUGACUGUAGUGAUGCCUUUCACAUAAAGAGCUUUCACGAACUCAUUCUCCUCCCCUUUCCCACUUCCAUCUACGGUGUGACUGUUUUGCUAUUCAAGACUAUCUGUAAAAAUGUACAAAUACAAGUGGAAACUGAAAAUAAGGGGGAGGGAAUUGAGACUAAACAAAUGCAUUGAUGUAGCCCUCAGUUUUCUGAGGACUUAUGUAGACUGCCCUAAAAUCUCAACUCUGGGUGGGAUUUGAAGGGAGGGAAGCCAUUGGCGCAGGAGGUUUUUUAUUUUUAUUUUUUAUUUUAUUUUUUUGGUUGUUUCUCUGACAGUCACGAGUGUCUGCUUGGAACUCUCUGUUCUAAAGGUUUUUGCCUUUGAAGUAAAACAUAUUUUCCAAAAAAGUAAAAGCAAGUCACCCAAGUGUGAAGGGUGAAGGUCAUCACGAAGGUCAACACAGAGACCGGAUUCUGGGUGGUAUUCGUAGCUUUGUCACUGGCUCACCCUUGGGUGAAUCUUGUUACCUCACCACGUCUCUUUGUCCUCUCAGCCAAACAGGGGGCAGGGGGGCUUCCGGGGCUCCUGGGUGCUGAGUGUCCUUGGCCAAUCCGCUGCUAUUUUCGGAGAGGCUCUGAGCCCAUGCUGGUGCGUGCUUAUUGCAGGAGGUGCAGUCAGAGAGCCUCUCCUUGCUACUCUCGCCCCAUGUUUUCACUCCUCAGAAAGUAACCUCAAGCUAACAACCAGUUUGUGCUCAGAGUCCAAAGCCUUUUAUCUACCUUUUCAUUCUCAGAUGCCUUUUCCACCCACUUUGAGGAUCUCAUUUUCCUGUCGUCACUGACAGAGCUUUGCUGCACUGGGGUAGGAGAAAUAGUAUCCGAGGAGAUGAUGUGUGUGAGUUGGUUCGUAAUAGAUGACCGACUCUACCGACCUGGCUCGCGCGGUCAGACGCAGGGAGUCUGGCUGAGGAGUGCAACCAAAUCCGAGUGAAGAGAGCAUUGUGGGGGUGGGAGUGGAGGAGACAGUGGGCAGCAGAUGUGGGCCGGCAGAGGAGGUAAGAUAAAGAAAGCUUUUGGAAGGGGAAAUGGCAGAAUCACAGGGCAUCCUCAGCAUGGCAGCAGAGAAGUUCCCCCAAAAGGCAGGGUACACAUAAGAGGAAGUAGGAAAGAGCAACAGGGGCAGGGAAUCCUACACCCCAAAGAGCUGCCACCUCCCCCAAGAUUGAGAAGACUAGCUGUCCCAGGGAGGAUUCACACCAAGCUUGGUCAUUGACCUAACUCUCCUCCUCCUCGGCACCUUCAAUCCAAACCUUUCUCCUUUGUGAGAAUCCACAAUGAUCACCUCUGGGAUCAGCUUUAGGAAGGCAAUUUAGACCAGUGCUGUCUGAUAGAUACCAUGUAAGGCACAUAGGCAAUUUCAAAUACCCUAGGAGCCCCACUUUUAAAAGUCCAAAGAAGCAAGUGAGAUUAAUUUUAAUACCUGUCUUAACCCAACAUAUCAAAAAUAUUUCAACAUGGAAUCAAUAUAAAAAUUACUGAGAUAUUUUAUGUUCUUUUUUUUUUUUUUUCAAAUGAAGUCUUUGAAAUUCAAUGAGAAUUUUACUCUUAGAAAACAUCUCAGUUUGGCCCAGACCCAUGGCCAGUGCCCAAUAACCACACAUGGCCCCUCGCUGCCGUACAGAACAGCAAAGACUUCUCAUUAGGUGAUGGGAUGGGGUACCCCUUCACUGGUGAGUCACUCAGACCUCACAGCUAACAGGCUGGAGCUGGUGCUGGCCCUGAGCAGACAGCACAGGAGCAAUGUCCAGGAUGCCAUCCCGGCCUCUGGAAGAUAUGCAUCACCUGCUGAGAGGAGAGGAGAGGAGAGGACCACUCAAAUACAUGUCACAUCUGCCCCAGGGGGUCAGUGCUGCCCCAGGCAGGGCCGUUGUUACCCAUCAAAGUUCUAGUGGCCAAACAAGUUCCUUAGCUGUAGGAACACCAGUUUAUCCCUUAUCCAGAAACCCUUUAUUUUAGGAUAGGGGGCAGCCAGGCCUUCUCUUUGUCAAGAAUAAAAAUCUCCACAACUUCUUGUCAUCUGGUCCAGUUACCUGCUAAUAGCGUCUCAUCAAUAUUUGGACCUAUUUUCUCAAUCCCUUACUUUCCUUAAAUGCUAAAAGGGGCUAUGCUGGAAAGGGCAGUGGCCACAGGCAGACUAGGUCUCCUAGAAGGUGGCAGUGACAAGCUCUGUCCCUUAUACUGGGAUGCGAUCCACCAUUGCCCACUCCUCCUCCCUGCCUAGAGACCCUCCUUAGAUUUGAAGAAACCUCUUUGGUGGGGUGGGAGGUAUGUAAGGAGGAGUAGAGGUGAAUAGUGAGAUCUUAGUGCAGAGAAUGGAAUAAAAUGCAAGCAAGCAACCCCUGGGCAUUCUCAAAGCACUUCAAAGAGCCAAUAUGACAAGGUUUGAUUCAUUUAAAAUACCGCGUUCUGAGCCCUGUGUUAUCGAGCAAAAGAGAACGAACUGAUUUGGUGAGUAUGUUUUAUAUACAGUCAUUAGACAGGGACCAUAGCCGACGAAACUCUUCAACACCUGGAGCGUUUAUGGUCCACUAGAUUUUUGCUCAAUCAAUAUAAAUUUAUUUACCUUUACUUUAAUUUGCAUAGUGCUUUCUGAUUGGUUAGACAAGGAGUGAUGUGUACUGCAGGAUUCCAACACCGCCUCUGCCCUUGGAGGUAGCAAUUCCUGUGGUUAUUGGUGCUAAAAUAAGAUUAAAUAUUAUGUUCAUUUGUUCUGAUACGAUGUGAAUAAAUGUGUUGUUUAAUCUUAACCAGAAUGCUACAUCUUAUCAGAUCUACUGUACUGUCUGUUCCUUCUCAUAAUUAAUUAAUUACAGGAAAGGUGAUCCGAACCAGAUCUUGAAACUAUUGUGCUAUUCUGAGAGGUGAAUUUAACAGGGAAGUGGGAGGGGGGGGAUGAAAAGGGAAAUUGCCAGGUUUCUGUGACUUUGCAAAGACUGAGGAAGCAGAGAGCAUUUGGGGACUUCACUGACACUGACUGCAUCUUGCAAUUUUCUUUUUCAAAUUGGCAGAAAUAUUGUAUUUCCAUCGAUUGAAGAAAAAAAGUGUCUGGUAAUUAAUUAAAUGACUUGUUCAUGGAAAAAAUAAAAAUAAAUAAUCUGUCAGUUGUGGAAUGUAAACUGAUUAAACAAUUAAAUAAAGAA